Messenger RNA from Closterium sp. Naga37s-1, 459 nucleotides. The record is from the annotation of a GenBank genome assembly. Lineage: Eukaryota; Viridiplantae; Streptophyta; Zygnematophyceae; Desmidiales; Closteriaceae.
AUGGCGCUCGUAGCGAACGAGGGGUUUCAGCACAUUCUGCGCGUGCUCAACACCAACGUGGACGGCCGGACCAAGAUCAUGUACGCGCUCACCUCCAUCCGCGGUAUUGGCCGCCGCUUCGCUAACAUCGUCUGCAAGAAGGCCGACGUCGACCUCAACAAGCGGGCGGGCGAGCUAUCGGCGGCGGAGCUGGAGAAUCUGAUGGUGAUAGUGGGCAACCCGCGGCAGUUCAAGAUCCCCGACUGGUUCCUGAACAGGCAGAAGGACUACAAGGACGGCCGCUACUCGCAGGUCGUGUCCAACGGACUCGACAUGAAGAUGCGCGACGACCUCGAGCGCCUCAAGAAGAUCAGGAAUCACCGUGGGCUGCGACACUACUGGGGCCUGCGUGUGCGUGGGCAGCACACCAAGACCACUGGUCGCCGCGGCCGGACUGUUGGUGUGUCUAAGAAGCGAUAG